GACCGUAGUGAGAUGGUAAACCGGUAACAGGACCUAAAGGGACUUGGAGUGGGGAACCGGUUCGAAGAAGAAUUUGUCCUUUUGGUCCAGGAACCUGAAGUUUUUAGACACAAACACAUUUAUUUAUUCUUUUAGCUUUUUAUUUUUUUAAACGGUCGGGUGUAUUUCAGAUGGAUUAGUGGUGGUGAUAGCGAGGAGUAAAAGAGAAGAAGAAGAAGAGCAGCAGACUGUGGGGAGUCUUAGGAGGAUUCGUCUGACUUGUCAUCUGGGAGUAAUUAGUUUAGUUCCAGCGACGAGAAAAGCCCAGAAGGUUGGGUUAGUGUGUGUGUUUGUUUACUGGGAGGAGGACACGGUGCUGAACCGAAUGAACCCGAGGCCAAGCUGACCCUCAACCAGCCGGGCCAAGGCUUUAUCAGCAGGAGAGAGAGAGAGAGAGAGAGAAAAUAAAUAAAAAAUAACUGAACCUGGGUUAAAUCAGGAAAAAACAAACCACGAGUGUCACCGCCGUCCCCUACCCGGGUGUCGAACAUCCAGAAGCCGGCUAGAAACCGGGCAGAGACCUCAUGAAUGGAAAUCAGCACUACAGGAGCUGUUGGGGCUGCGCCCCUGUUCUCCGUGCCACGCAGACCUGGCUAUGGCACCAUGGGCAAGCCCAUCAAGCUACUGGCCAACUGCUUUCAGGUGGACAUCCCAAAGAUGGACGUCUACCUGUACGAUGUGGACAUCAAGCCAGAGCGAUGUCCACGCCGUGUCAACAGGGAGGUCGUGGACUCCAUGGUGCAGCAUUUUAAAGUGACAAUCUUUGGAGACAGAAGACCAGUGUAUGAUGGCAAGAAGAGCCUGUACACAGCACACCCACUACCAGUUGCUGCAGGAGGAGUGGACCUAGACGUCACCUUGCCUGGAGAGGGAGGCAAGGAUCGGCCCUUUAAAGUCUCUAUCAAGUUUGUGUCGCUGGUCAGUUGGCACAUGCUGCACGAGGUACUGACUGGGCGGAGUAUGCCCGAGCCUCUGGAGUUGGACAAGCCAAUCAGCACCAACCCUGUGCAUGCUGUAGACGUGGUGCUGCGCCACCUGCCCUCCAUGAGGUACACACCAGUAGGCCGUUCCUUCUUCUCCUCUCCUGAAGGUUAUGAUCAUCCAUUGGGUGGUGGCAGGGAGGUGUGGUUUGGGUUCCACCAAUCAGUGAGGCCAGCUAUGUGGAAGAUGAUGCUGAACAUAGAUGUGUCUGCUACGGCGUUCUACAAAGCCCAGCCGGUGAUCCAGUUCAUGUGUGAGGUUUUGGACAUCCAUAAUAUUGAUGAGCAGCCACGCCCUCUGACGGACUCCCACAGAGUCAAAUUCACCAAAGAAAUCAAAGGUCUUAAGGUGGAGGUGACUCACUGCGGCACCAUGAGGAGGAAGUACAGGGUGUGUAAUGUCACCCGUCGGCCCGCCAGCCAUCAAACGUUUCCGCUGCAACUGGAGAAUGGCCAGACUGUGGAGAGAACAGUGGCGCAGUACUUCCGUGAGAAAUACAGCCUGCAGCUCAAGUAUCCCCAUUUGCCCUGCCUGCAGGUGGGCCAGGAGCAAAAACACACAUAUCUGCCCCUAGAGGUGUGUAAUAUCGUAGCUGGGCAGCGCUGCAUUAAGAAACUGACCGAUAACCAAACUUCCACCAUGAUUAAAGCCACAGCUCGAUCAGCACCGGACCGGCAAGAGGAGAUCAGCCGACUGGUACGCAGUGCAAACUACGAGGCUGACCCAUUUGUGCAGGAGUUUCAGUUCCGCGUGAGGGAUGAGAUGGCCGAGGUGACCGGCCGCGUAUUGCCUGCCCCCAUGCUGCAGUACGGCGGCAGGGUGAGCUCUGAACACUUCCUGAAUCGCACAGUGGCCACUCCAAGCCAUGGUGUAUGGGACAUGAGAGGGAAGCAGUUCCACACUGGUGUAGAAAUUAAAAUCUGGGCCAUCGCCUGCUUUGCCACGCAGAGACAGUGCCGAGAGGAAAUCCUCAAAAGCUUUACCGAUCAGUUGCGUAAGAUUUCAAAAGAUGCUGGGAUGCCUAUUCAGGGCCAGCCGUGUUUCUGCAAGUACGCUCAGGGAGCAGACAGUGUAGAGCCAAUGUUCAGACACCUGAAGAACAGCUAUGCCGGCCUGCAGCUCAUCAUCGUCAUCCUACCUGGGAAAACGCCCGUCUAUGCGGAGGUGAAGCGUGUUGGAGACACUCUUCUUGGGAUGGCCACUCAGUGUGUGCAGGUGAAGAAUGUGGUGAAGACAUCGCCACAGACAUUGUCCAACCUCUGCCUUAAGAUCAACGUCAAGCUAGGUGGCAUCAACAACAUUCUGGUUCCUCAUCAACGUCCGUCCGUCUUCCAGCAGCCAGUCAUUUUCCUAGGUGCUGAUGUCACUCAUCCACCUGCAGGAGAUGGCAAGAAGCCCUCCAUCGCUGCGGUGGUGGGUAGCAUGGAUGCCCACCCAAGCCGCUAUUGUGCCACGGUGCGUGUGCAGAGACCCAGGCAGGAGAUCAUCCAAGACCUGGCCUCCAUGGUCCGAGAGCUGCUCAUCCAGUUCUACAAAUCCACACGCUACAAACCCACGCGCCUCAUCUUCUACAGAGAUGGAGUGUCCGAGGGACAGUUCCGACAGGUGCUGUAUUAUGAGCUGCUGGCUAUUCGGGAAGCCUGUAUAAGUCUGGAGAGAGAGUACCAACCAGGCAUCACGUAUAUCGUCGUGCAAAAACGUCACCACACACGCCUUUUCUGUGCUGACCGUAACGAGAGGGUUGGACGGAGUGGAAACAUUCCUGCCGGCACUACAGUUGACACAGACAUCACCCAUCCCUAUGAGUUUGACUUUUACCUCUGCAGUCAUGCUGGAAUACAGGGCACCAGCCGGCCCUCACACUACCAUGUGCUGUGGGAUGACAACUGCUUCACAGCCGAUGAGUUCCAGCUGCUCACCUACCAGCUGUGCCACACGUACGUACGCUGCACACGCUCCGUCUCCAUCCCAGCGCCUGCUUACUAUGCCCACCUAGUGGCCUUCCGUGCUCGCUACCACCUGGUCGACAAGGAGCACGACAGUGCGGAGGGUAGUCAUGUGUCAGGACAGAGUAAUGGUCGCGACCCCCAAGCUCUGGCCAAAGCUGUGCAGAUUCACCACGACACUCUGAGGACCAUGUACUUUGCCUAGCCCCUCCUACUCUCCUGUCACUCAUAUGACACCAUGCACUGAAGCCUACUCCCCCAUCCCGCCAGCGACAAGUCCCGGGCUGCUCUGCUGUUAAAGCAAACCAAACGCAACUACAACAAAGGGGAGGGGUGGGAUUUAACACUGUUAUGCAAUAGAAUAGUUUAAAAAAAAAAAAAAAACAGCCAGGCUUUUCUCAGAGCCUACUACUUUCCUUUUCUUGUGUAGAUCUGUGAGACCCGAGAAAGUUAUGGCAUUUGAACACUUAUUUAUUAGCGUUGAGUUUAUCUGUGUCCGUCUAUUAUAAAUCAGAUUAAGUUAACUGAAAUGAAAUUGGGGAACUUGAUCUCCGAUCUAAAGGUCAAACAAUUCACUCUCAUAAUCGCUAGUGUACCACCACUGGAGGGCGCUGUGGUAUUAAAGAACUGUUUAGAGCCAGCAGAUGAUCAUACAAUAAUGUUACCAAGCUAUAAUUAAGCAAUAUCGUACGGAACAUUGGCAUGCCUGUAUAUACAGUACCGGUCAAAAGUUUGUACACCCCUACUCUACUCAUUCAUAGGUUUUUGUUUUGUUUUUCUGUAUUGUGACUAUUUUCUACAUUGUAGAACAAUACCGAAGACAUCAAAACUAUGAAAUAACAUCUGGAAUACGGUGCAUCAGUUGCCCCCUAAAAAUGAAAAGUUCCUCCGAUCAUGCUGCAUUUUUGUUUUUAUGUUCCUUUUGGUAAGAAAACACACUGGGUGAAAUAUUUUGACAAAAUUCAAAAGUUUAAUGGUGGCACCAGGAGCUCAAAGUUAUGGAAAAAGCUGCUAUUUUAUGACAAAAUUUCGAUCACUUUUCAUGAAACAUUAUGGCAGCUUAUAGAGUAUACCAAAUAUCUUAGAUCCACAUUUUUAGUCCAUAUUCUAAAUAUAUUAUCAAGCACAGUUUGAGUUUUAGCUGUUCAUUGAAUCAUUGUUCAACUACUUUUAAACAAUACAAAUGUAUUAUGAAUCACAUUAAUGCUUCUCAAUCCCUUGCAAAGGUUCUUAACAUGAUCUCUGGGUCACAAGAAAUCAAUAAACGGAGUCCGACAUUGCGAUUCAAACCUUACGCGAAAACAUAAAAUAAGCGUUUUUUGGCCAAAAAUGAACCUCAUGGUGCCACCAUUACCGUUAGACUUUUGAAUAUGGUCAAAAUAUUUUACAGGAUGUCUUUAUUGGCGAAAAGGAACACCCAAACUAAAAUGCAUCAGAUUUUAUGAAAGUGACGGCAACUGAUGCAGCCUAAUCAUGAAUUAUAUGGUAAACAAAAAGAGUGUUAAACAAAAUAAGUUUGUUUGAUAUUUUAGAUUCCAUGUCCCAACAGCCAGCCGCUGUGUCCGGGGAUCAGGUCGUCGAGGCCCCUGCCUUCGACUGCCACCCAAUCCACACUGCACCAAACCCCUACUGCUACCUCUGUGGGUGGUGAACCCACAGGAGGUCGGGCCCACGUCACCUCUUUGGGCUGAGCCCGGCCGGGCCCCAUGGGCAAAGGCCCGGCCACCAAGCGCUCGCAUACGAGCCCCAACCC
Neoarius graeffei (lesser salmon catfish) is the source of this 4719-nucleotide messenger RNA. It is a transcript of the gene ago3b, whose product is annotated as argonaute RISC catalytic component 3b. Gene Ontology annotation, biological process: regulatory ncRNA-mediated gene silencing; regulation of stem cell proliferation. The coding region runs from base 568 to 3171 and encodes 867 amino acids. NCBI's taxonomy places the organism in Eukaryota, Metazoa, Chordata, Actinopteri, Siluriformes, Ariidae. The record is from RefSeq and is a predicted model, not a curated record. The transcript is spliced from 19 exons. Gene Ontology annotation, molecular function: protein binding; RNA binding.